Hydractinia symbiolongicarpus is the source of this 1206-nucleotide messenger RNA. RefSeq lists its product as uncharacterized. The record is from RefSeq and is a predicted model, not a curated record. NCBI's taxonomy places the organism in Eukaryota, Metazoa, Cnidaria, Hydrozoa, Anthoathecata, Hydractiniidae. Bases 1 to 1206 code for a protein of 401 amino acids. The transcript is spliced from 5 exons.
AUGGAUAACAUUGACCGAGAUUACAUUGUAAAUGUGGCUAAACAACAUAAAACCUUCAAGGAAAUUAGCGAGUUUUUGAAAGCGACAAAUCCUGGUGUUCGUGGAUUUUCUGAACGUUCGGUUAAACGUUACUGUUCGAAACAUGACAUCCGCCUACGUAUAAACCAACAAAAAAUAGAGAACAUCGUGGCUUCAGCUGUUAAAGAAGUUGGUCCUACAUACGGUCGCAAAAUGAUGACUGGUUACAUUAAGCAAAAACACGGUUUCAAUGUCAGUCAAAAAAGAAUUGGAAAGGCCCUGUCAACUGUUUCGCCAGCAUAUCACGCAAGACGUCAAACAGAUACCGCAAGAUCUGUUAAUCCUAUCCCUUACAGGGCUGACUAUUUUGGUCACAAACUUCAUAUAGACCAAAACGAAAAAUUAGUAAUGUACGGUACAACGCAUGUCGUAGCAUUGGACGGUCACAGUCGCUUUGUUGUUGCUGCUGCUACAAUGCCAGUCAAAAGCAACCCCGUGAUAUAUUCGCAUAUAUACAGAAAGGUAUUGACCACAUAUUGCAUGUUUGACCAAGUUCGGGUGGACCACGGGAGAGAAUUUUUUCUCAUGCUGGGGAUGCAGGAGUAUCUGGCAAAUAUUCGUGGUGACCAAUUAAGUUUACCUUAUCAACAAACAGAAUCGAAAAGGAAUCUACCAAUUGAAAGAUUUUGGGUUGAAGUUAAUGGUCGAGUUAAUUAUCCAAUCAAAUCAAUACUAGUCGACAUGGACAAUUCAUUGAUUAUAGACAUGAAUAACAAUAUUCAUAAGUUCUGCGUUUCUUUUGUCACCUGCAAAGCUGCAAACUUUGGGCUGCAAACAUUGGUAAGAGCCUGGAACUGUCACCCAAUACCUGGUAGAGGAGUUCCAUUGAAUAUUAAAGAGAUGACAACUCGAUAUCCUCCAGUGCAGCAGAGUAAUGUCCCAGACACCGCAACAGCUAUGCAAAUAUACAACCAAACAUAUCAAGGACGGAUUUCUGAGCCUAACCAAUUCGGUGACGAUCCCUUAAAAGACCAUCCACAGUUUUUAGCUAAUCGAAACAGAGAGUUUAAUGAAAUCUGUAAUAUUGAACAAAUUUAUAACGAUGUUGUGAACGAAAAUGAUAGAUCGUUUCGACAUGCCGUACAUUGUUUUAUUGAUAUCACUGAAAGAUACAACGCUCUUUUGUAA